AUGAUAUAUAAAGGGGCAAGGGGAUUUGCUUACACUGCAAGGCACUAUGGGAAGAAGCCUCUGUAUGCAAAGACGUUGCUGCUUCCGCAGUCGACUCUUGGGCCAAAAAUACCAGUUGGAGAACAAAGACUCCGAUUGAUACAAGAAUCAAGCCGAGAAAUUUAUGAUUGGCAGUUGGAAAGAACAGAAUAUUCGAAAGAAUUUGUUCUCCACGAUGGCCCACCAUAUGCAAAUGGUGACCUUCACCUUGGACAUGCUAUCAAUAAGAUUUUAAAAGACAUUAUCAAUAGAUUCGAGUUAAUUCAUAAUAACGCCAAAGUGAAGUAUAGACCUGGUUGGGAUUGUCAUGGCUUGCCCAUAGAAAUGAAAGCUAUCCUGGGGGCUAGCGAUGAGUCAAAUCUUCUGGCAAUUGAGAUCAGAAGCCUGUGCCGCGAACUUGCUCUUUCUAUGAUAAAGAAACAACGAACACAAUUUCUUGACUUUGCAAUAAUGACAAACUUUGAUGAUCCUUAUAUCACAAUGUCCCGGAACUAUGAGAUUCAACAAUUAAGGGUAUUUCAAAAGCUUAUAGAGAAUGGCUUGUUAUCGCGACAACUUAAACCGGUUUGGUGGGGAUGUGAAACUAAAACAGCGUUGGCUGAAGCAGAAUUAGAAUAUAACGAUAAACACAACUCGAUUGCAAUUUAUGUGAAAUUCCCCGUAUCUUCCGAAAAUUUAUUAGACAAAAUUCAUUUGAAGUAUCCUUUUAUCAAAUUGAAUCAUGGGGAUCUCAAGCUCUUGAUUUGGACUUCUACUGCUUGGACAAUCCCUGCUAAUAAGGCAAUCUGCAUAAAUAAAAAUUUCAAAUAUACCCUUCUUCACGACGAGUCAAGCAAUGAACAUUUAGUCGUAGCUGAACUGUUAGCAGACAGAGUUUGUGAACUUAACAAUAAAUUCGUUCGAUAUGACAACCCUGUUUUAAUUGACGGAAGUGAUAUAUUAGGAUCACAUUACAUCAACCCAGCUAUAGGUCCAUCUAUCACUUUCCCUGUUCUUCAUGGGGACCAUGUUUUAGACAAUGCCGGAUCUGGUUUAGUUCACACGGCUCCUGCCCAUGGCAUGGAAGACUACUUGGUUGGUCAGAAAUAUGGUUUGAAUAUAGAGUCUUCUGUUGAUGAAGACGGAUGCUAUAUCGAAGAUGUGAUUCCUGGAAUCUUCAAGGAAUUGGCCAAUCGAAAGGUGACGCAUAAAGCUCUUUUGAAGGAUUGUAUUAACAUCAUGGAUCUGAAGGAUAUGAUUUACUCUUUAGACGAUAAGUUUAAACACUCAUAUCCUUAUGACUGGAGAUCGAAAAAACCGGUAAUACAGAGAUCCACCCCUCAGUGGUUUAUAAAUAUUGAUAAGAUUAAAAGUUUUGCAAUUAAUUCUUUGAGAGAUGUUGAUUUUUACCCACAAUCGGCGAAGAAUAGAUUUUUACUGUUUUUGACUAACAGGAGUGAGUGGUGUAUCUCAAGACAGAGAGUAUGGGGUGUUCCUCUACCCAUGAUAUAUCACAAAUGCUCGGGAGAGCCAAUUACUGAAAAGCAUGUCGUUAACUAUGUGAUAGACAAACUUGAACAUUUAGGCACUGAUGAAUGGUUUAGGAGUGAAGCUAACAUAGAACGUUGGCUACCUGGCUCCUUGAAAGGUGAAGCAAGCAACUACGUCAAAGGCAAAGACACAAUGGAUGUUUGGUUUGAUUCAGGUACCUCUUGGACAACAUUAUCUGAAGAUUGGCCAGAACUAGUAAGAUCCGAAAGGCAUUUAGCUGAUGUUUAUUUAGAAGGUAGUGACCAACACCGAGGUUGGUUUCAGUCUUCUUUGUUAAACAAGAUAAUUGCAUCAGGAAAAAAUGGAACUGAUUUCAACUCAGUGGCACCAUUUAAAAAGGUUAUAACACAUGGUUUUACUUUAGAUAAAGAUAAUAACAAGAUGUCCAAGUCAAAGGGAAAUGUUAUUGCACCUCUUCAAGUGAUUGAAGGAGGUGGUAAACCAUCACUUCCACGAUUGGGUACUGACGGCAUAAGGUUAUGGGUGGCUUCCUCGAAUUAUAAUUCCGAUAUUUCAGUGAGUAAUGAGGUUUUAUCAAGGAUAUUUGAAAAUGUGAAAAAGUUCAGAAUUACCUUAAAGUUUUUAAUAGGCAACUUGUUCGACUUUAAGACACCUGUUGAGUAUCAGAAUUUGAGUCCGUUAGACAAAUAUGUUCUUUCUAGACUUUUGAAAUUACAGAAAGAAUGCGUGGACCAUUAUCAGAAGCAUAAUUUCUUGAAGGUUGUCAAAGCUAUCAACACACAUGUGAGCUCGGAUUUGAGUGCUUCUUAUUUUGACAUUUCAAAAGACUGUCUUUACACAGAUGCGCCGAAUUCACAUAGAAGAAGGGGAAUACAGACUGUUUUGCAAAUUAUAUUGCGAACUUACAUAGGUUUGUUAGCUCCGGUUCAACCUUUAUUAACUCAGGAAGCAUGGAAUGAAAGUUCUAAGAUAUUUUCUCGGCUGGAGACCUCACCCUUCAUGGUUGGCAGAUGGGAAGACUUUUAUGAACUUCCCGAAGAAUACGCAAAUGCUACGGUCGAAGAAGAAAUCCACAAUAUUUGGCAAAUACGAGAAGCAGUCUUCAAGGUCUUAGAAUAUCUUAAGAUGGAGGGAAAAUUUAAGAAUAAGUUAGAAACAGUUGUUAAUUUAGAUGUGUCUGCUAAUUCUACUUUGCAUAAAAUAUUGUGUGGACAUAAAGACUUCUUAUGUGAUUAUUUUUUGGUAUCAAGAGUUACCCUUAACAAAAGCUUGCCCGACGAUAGUAAUUUCAAGCAGCUGACUAGUUUAGAAGUCGGUGAAUGUAAAUUGAGAAUUGAAAUUGGGCUGUCGGACCAUGCUAAAUGCCCAAGAUGUUGGAAGUUUAUUUCGGAGACUCCAGACCAUCUUUGUUCAAAAUGUCACUCAGUUGUAAAGCAACUUGAAAAAUUGUAA
This is a messenger RNA of Priceomyces carsonii, 2982 nucleotides long. Its product is annotated as isoleucine--tRNA ligase. The transcript has a single exon. The record is from RefSeq and is a predicted model, not a curated record. Lineage: Eukaryota; Fungi; Ascomycota; Pichiomycetes; Serinales; Debaryomycetaceae. Gene Ontology annotation, molecular function: ATP binding; aminoacyl-tRNA deacylase activity; isoleucine-tRNA ligase activity. The coding region runs from base 1 to 2982 and encodes 993 amino acids. Gene Ontology annotation, cellular component: mitochondrion. Gene Ontology annotation, biological process: isoleucyl-tRNA aminoacylation; mitochondrial translation.